ACUGUCCUGAAGAGAAGCAGGCGGUCAUCACUCAGAGGGCAGAGCUGGAAUUCUGGAAAACAAGGAUAAUGGACAAUGUCCCAAUUUGGGGGAUAAGGACUUACAUAUGCCUACUCUUGUUGCAUAGAGGCUCGGGUUACCAAUAUUCUGAAGAUACUAAGUUCGUGACAGUUUUACAGAGUGUGCAAGCUUGGAGCGGCUCUUGUGUCCUGUUACCAUGUACACAUAAUUACCAAGGAGUAAUUAACGAUUACACAUGGUAUCACAAUCCAGUGUACGAUAACCAAGUAAAGGAUUUUAUAGGGAAAAUUGUUUACAAUAGCCUCAAAAAUACAGAGCUUGAUAGGUUAUUUGAGAACAAUGUGGAAUAUAGGGGAACGAAAGAGAAGGAUUGCACCAUACUGAUAAAAAACCUGAAGAAUGAACACAGCGGGCAGUACGGGCUGAGGCUGUUUAAGAGCGGAAACCCUGAUUUUAAGUGGAUGUCAAAGACAUACGUUAAUGUCACAGUAUCAGAUGCCGGGCCCAGUGUUGAAAUAGAACAAGUGCCUGAAAUUGAAGAGUUCCAGGCUGUGACUCUAACUUGCUCUAUAAAAUAUUACUGUCCUCUCCAUAACAUAAAGCUCUAUUGGAUUGAGGAUGUAAAUAGUACAGCUAAGACUGAAACAAGAUCUGACACAAGUGACGUAAGCACCAAAACCUCUCUGACUUUUCGUACGUCGUGGGCCGACCACAAAAAAAACUUCACUUGUGUUCUUCAUCAAGGGGAUCAAGAGAAAAAUGAAAGCCAAAGCGUACAGCUGAAUGUGAAGUAUCCUCCCAAGGAUGUGAAGAUUGUCCUAGAACCAGGUUCACAAACUUUCCGUGAAGGAACCAAGGUUAAAUUUGCUUGUGUUGUCGGAAGCAGCAACCCAAGUGUAACAAGCAUUGUAUGGUUCAAAAAUGAUAAACAAAUUUAUACAAUCAGGGGAGAAAUAUCUAUUAGAGCAGAGGACUCUGGGAUGUACACUUGUCAAGCUGGAAAUAAUAUAGGUCGUUCGUUAUCCCAACCCAUUUCCGUGGAAGUCCAUUAUGCUCCCAAAAAGCCAAUUAUCAACACAGAGGGGUCCGUAGUAGAAGGAAAGACUGUUACCCUGACUUGUUCCACUUCUGCAAACCCACCGGUCUCUCUUUACAUAUGGUACAAGAAUGGAAUGCAGUGUUUCAAUAGCACCAACAGUAUAUAUAAGAUUAAUGCAAUAACAACAUAUGAUAGUGGAUCUUAUACGUGUGCUGCUCACAAUAAUCUGGGAUCAGACUCAUCAGCCCCUCUAAAAGUGGACGUAAAGUAUCGUCCCAAGGAUGUGAAGAUUGUCCUAGAACCAGCUUCACAAACUUUCCGUGAAGGAACCAAGGUUAAAUUUGCUUGUGUUGUUGGAAGCAGCAACCCAAGUGUAACAAGCAUUGUAUGGUUCAAAGAUAAGAAAAGGUUACAAACAUUCAGGACAGAAAGAUCUAUUAGAGCAGAGGACUCUGGGAUGUACACUUGUCAAGCUGGAAAUAAUAUAGGUCGUUCGUUAUCCCAACCCAUUUCCGUGGAAGUCCAUUAUCCUCCCAAGGAUGUGAAGAUUGUCCUAGAACCAGCUUCACAAACUUUCCGUGAAGGAACCAAGGUUAAAUUUGCUUGUGUUGUCGGAAGCAGCAACCCAAGUGUAACAAGCAUUGUAUGGUUCAAAGAUAAGAAAAGGUUACAAACAUUCAGGGAAGAAAUAUCUAUUAGAGCAGAGGACUCUGGGAUGUACACUUGUCAAGCUGGAAAUAAUAUAGGUCGUUCGUUUUCCCAACGCAUUUCCGUGGAAGUCCAUUAUCCUCCAAAAGCAGCAAAAAUAACAAUUGAAAAAGAAUCGGUGACCAAAGAAGGAGAUCAGAUCACACUAAAAUGUUCAGUACAACAUGGUAACCCCAAGACCAGCCAUUUUGAGUGGCUCAAAGAUGGAAAAGUGUACAAGUCUACGGGAGAUUCAGAUAUCCUGUUGAUAAAUACAACAUGGAAAGACUCUGGAUAUUAUUCAUGUAGAGCCUCAAACAAUAUAGGAAAUAGCACAUCAAACUCUGCAUUUCUUAAUGUCCAGUCACUUCCGGAUGAGUUGGCUAAGUGUAACAAUAUGGAUUUUAAACUCAUUGCUGGUAUUGUAGCUGGUAAAAUCAUUACAAUUAUCCUGAUUUCACUGGGACUUUUAUAUAUUCUAAAGAGACGCAGGAAGACACGACAGUUAGGGAAAGGACACAAUGAGCGUGAAGGAGCAGAACCUACUUAUCAGAUAUGAAAUGGUAUGAUAAUAACAGGGUCUACUAGGACAGAAAAAUGACAUCUACAGCAACUUGAAUACGGAGCUGCAAAUAUCUACGUAGACAGCUCUUUUAACAGGGAAAUUGCACACCAACUCAGUGUGACAUAGAUAUUGGUGCCUUAUAACUACUACAUUAUCGAGUGUGAAAACAAAUUAUUAAUAGUAUUAUAUAGUUUGGAAAUGUUACCUGUUAUAAAGGUCUACUCCAAGGACUUGCCACCAGAAUAUAUUAGCCACUAGAAUAAAUGUCCUGCCAUACAUGAUAUAACUGAAUGGAGGCUUGAAGUCUUUCCGCACACAAUAGAUAUUAGAUUGUAAUGAAAUCCACACACUUUAUUACAUAGGGGGCACCUGUAUGUACAGCAGCACCUGUGUGGUUCACAGUGGAAUCCAAAUGUGAACGCUGCUCUUCCAAUGGAGUUCUGUGGCGAAUCCGUUGCAGAGUUAAUCGGCUCGGUCCCAGGAGCCCUGCUAACACCUGCAGUAGGGGACAGGACGGCUUCUACCUGGUAGCAAUCAGCCUACUUUGCAGCAAGCGACGGUGUACCUGCCACUGCUGCUAGACUGUGAGAUGGGACCCACCAGUGAACGCUGAUUCUGCAUGCUGCAAAUGCACUUGGACUUCAGACCACACAGAGGUGAUUGAUUGCUGCUGGUCAAUACAAGAUUUGACAAUUAAUAAGAACUUCAAUACAAAUUCUUAUGAUAUUGACCAUAUUCAUUUUUGGGAAUUCACGUGAGAACAAUCUCUAUAUAUCCAGCACAAUAGCCUGCCCUUGUAUGUGGUGCAAUUUAAAAAAAAUCUCAUCUGAGAAAAUUAUCCUUAUCAUCAAAAGAUGAAAAUUCAAUUAUCUGAGAAUUAACACCCCCGAAGAAGUCACCAUAGACGAAACGCAUUGGGUGAAAUAAUAUAUACUAACAGAGAGUUAAAUAGGGCUUGCAAGCCCUUGAAUUGUUGACAUCUGUUUGAAUUAUUAAGAUAAUGCAAAUUAAUUUUUGAAUAUUUUAUUCUAAUUUUAAUAAACAUUGUUUUUAUA
Molecule: messenger RNA, 3367 nt
Organism: Pseudophryne corroboree (corroboree frog)
Lineage: Eukaryota; Metazoa; Chordata; Amphibia; Anura; Myobatrachidae
Product: B-cell receptor CD22-like
Exons: 12
Coding region: 69-2306 (745 amino acids)
Biological process (GO): negative regulation of B cell receptor signaling pathway; regulation of B cell proliferation; B cell activation
Cellular component (GO): extracellular exosome; early endosome; external side of plasma membrane
Molecular function (GO): CD4 receptor binding; protein phosphatase binding; sialic acid binding
Source: RefSeq, a predicted model, not a curated record